This is a messenger RNA of Marmota monax (woodchuck), 2220 nucleotides long. It is a transcript of the gene Cldn15, whose product is annotated as claudin 15. The transcript is spliced from 5 exons. Lineage: Eukaryota; Metazoa; Chordata; Mammalia; Rodentia; Sciuridae. Gene Ontology annotation, cellular component: plasma membrane; bicellular tight junction. Gene Ontology annotation, biological process: bicellular tight junction assembly; cell adhesion. The record is from RefSeq and is a predicted model, not a curated record. Gene Ontology annotation, molecular function: structural molecule activity. The coding region runs from base 1285 to 1968 and encodes 227 amino acids.
CUGGGUCUGCCCCACGCCCCCUCGUGCCAGGCUCUGCGUGGGCCUGCGCUGCUUGCCGCAUACCUCUCGUUCCUCAGCCCCCGCUAGGCCAGCAGGGUGGGAGGAGGCACCUGAGGGAGCAUGAGGACCUGGCGCAUUGGUGGGGAACAGGGCGGACACCCCCAGGAGUGAACUAGAGCUGUCCCAACCUUGGCCUUGACUCGGGGGUUUUGAUCCAUCAUGAUUAAUUGAGUUGGUAACAGCUUCUGGUAACUCUGGAGUGCUAGGAGAGAUUAGCCACAGGCUCAUGUCCCAGACCUGUGAUCUGCUCCUGGGGCCCCUUGGCAGCAGGAUCAAACUUGAUGCCGAGAGUCAAAGGUCAGCUCAAAGGGGGAAAUUCAAGUUCAGGAAGUUUGGAGGAAAGUUACUGCUGGCCUCACCUCAGUCCUGCGGCCCUCAGAUCUGAGACGGUCCCCAAGCAUGGAGCAGUUGGAGUGUGUGGGGAGCUGUGAUCUCUGGUCCCCGUUCUUAUUGUGACCUGCAAAGCCAGUACCGGGGCUCCAGAUGGCUAGCAGAAAAAAAGUGGAGCUAAAUAAACGAGCCUGGCCACUUUGGUAACCUAUGGAGUCUAAUUUGAAUCCAGGUUGCCGGACCCCAGAGCGCUGGUCUCUCCCACUGCCUUCACGUCAUCUUGGAGACCCGGGGGUCCUAGAGGUGUGGUUCUUCCCAUGCAGAGGGAGUGGCCCUGCCCCCAGUCCUCCAUGGAAGGCAUGUCUGUCUGGGUUCACUCCACCUCUUGUCACGCUCCUGUCUCUCAGUCCCCUUUUCUCUUCUUGCCCCUCUAUUCCAUUCUCUGGCCCCAGAUGAAAGCUGAGUCAGAGACAGCCGCUUCCCCCUUGGCUCCUGAGUCCUCCCAGGCCCCUCCUUGGCCGGAUCCGUUAGUCUUCUAAGUCCUCUCCCCCCCACCCUCGAGGGGCGGGGAGUCCAGGCCAGCCUAGAGGCUGGGGGAGGGGGUGGACUUUUGGCCUGUUUAUUCCCUCCAUCGUCAACAGCUGCUGCCACACAGGCUUGGCUCAUUCCUCUGACCUGUCAGGAAGCAGAGAGACCCAGAAAGGAGGGAGUCAGAAACCUGGAGACGGAAGGACCUGAGCCCGAGAAGAAGCGGGCAGAGGCCACGGCUGGAUUCCCCUCCUUCCCCUCUGCCUGCCUUAACGCUCCUCCUUAGCCAAGCCCCUUCCACUUCCCGGGGGGCUCCACCCCUGCCCCUCUCUGGGGCCCAAGCCCCUCAGGGGCCUGCGUCCCAGGAUGUCGAUAGCUGUGGAGAGCCUUGGCUUCUUCAUGGCAGCCCUGGGGCUGCUGAUGCUGGGGGUGACCCUGCCAAACAGCUACUGGCGAGUGUCCACCGUGCACGGGAACGUUAUCACCACCAACACCAUCUUCGAGAACCUCUGGUACAGCUGUGCCACUGAUUCCCUGGGAGUCUCCAACUGCUGGGAGUUCCCGUCCAUGCUGGCCCUCUCUGGGUAUGUCCAGGGCUGCCGUGCGCUCAUGAUCACCGCCAUCCUCCUGGGCUUCCUUGGCCUCUUUCUAGGCAUCCUGGGGCUGCGCUGCACCAAAAUCGGGAGCAUGGAGCUCUCCAGGAAAGCCAAGGUGGCAGCCAUCGCGGGAGCCCUUGACAUGCUGGCUGGGGCCUGCGGGAUGGUGGCCAUCUCCUGGUAUGCCGUCAACAUCACCCAGGACUUCUUCAACCCCCUCUACGUUGGAACCAAGUAUGAGCUGGGCCCCGCCCUCUACCUGGGCUGGAGCGCCUCCCUGCUCUGCAUCCUUGGUGGCAUCUGCCUCUGUUCCAGCUGCUGCUGUGCCUCCCAGGAGGACCCCACCGCAAGGGCCCAGCUUCCCUACAAGACUUCCACAGUUGUGAUGCCCACCGCCACCUCAGAUGAAGGUGACAGCAGCUUUGGCAAAUACGGCAAAAAUGCUUAUGUGUAGAUGAGUUUGGGCCAGCGGAACCCAUCUCCCUUCCCACUGCCCCUUAAGGACCCUGGGGCCCAUCUUCCCUUUAAAAACCUGCAGCAGGCCACACUCCAGGCCACGCCCCUUGCCUGGAGACCACGCCCCAUCCUGGACUCUUCUAAGGCCUCUCCCGAGGCUGGGCGUGAGGGGACGGAGGUGCCCCUCGCCCUGCCCUGUUUGUGCGUUCUAUAUAAAUACAUGCAUAAAUAAAUGUGUUUUGUGACUGUU